Messenger RNA from Arachis stenosperma, 575 nucleotides. RefSeq names its product protein transport protein Sec61 subunit gamma-like. The transcript is spliced from 5 exons. Gene Ontology annotation, biological process: post-translational protein targeting to membrane, translocation; protein targeting. The coding region runs from base 156 to 365 and encodes 69 amino acids. NCBI's taxonomy places the organism in Eukaryota, Viridiplantae, Streptophyta, Magnoliopsida, Fabales, Fabaceae. The record is from RefSeq and is a predicted model, not a curated record. Gene Ontology annotation, molecular function: transmembrane protein transporter activity. Gene Ontology annotation, cellular component: Ssh1 translocon complex; membrane.
GUUUUGUUUUACUCCUUUUAAUGUUGUUUUACAACAUAAUUAAGAUGAACAGUGGGAAUACAUUGUUAUUUUGAUAGAAGGUGCUGUCAUUAACUACAUUUCUCUCAUGGCGAGAACUAUACUGGUACACCAGUUUCGAAAGCACAAGAUAGACAAUGGAUGCCAUUGAUUCAGUGUUCGAACCUCUCAAAGGGUUCUCCAAGGAUAGCGUAAGGCUCAUCAAGCGUUGCCAUAAACCUGAUGACAAAGAAUAUUACAAGGUUACUGUUAGUACUGCAAUCGGAAUUAUGGUUAUGGGAUUCGUUGGCUUCUUCGUCAAGCUCAUCUUCAUUCCCAUUAACAACAUCAUCGUCGGAUCUGGUUAGGUAUUUUCUGGCUGAAAUUGAGGGACCUGAGCAAAAAUCUGAUUCAGAGACCAAAAAGGACUGCAGAUGCUGUUGGAUUCUGACCUCCCUGCACUCGAAGUGUAUUUUCUGGAGCUACCGAAGCCCAAUUGGCGCGCUCUCAACGGCGUUGGAAAGUAGACAUCCUGGGCUUUCCAACAAUAUAUGAUAGUCCAUACUUUGCCCAAGAUU